UUGUCAGGAGCUGUGACUAGACAAUAGCGUCAUUUCCGGUUCUCUCACUUUCAUACCUAACAGCUAUGACAAUCAGGUCAUUUAACAUGUGGUUUUCUGUAUCUUGAAAAAGUAUAAAUAGUGAAGCAAAUUUUACAAAAAUCAAACCUGGUGUUCAAUCUCUGAUAUUGAAAUAAUGAAGACUCUUUUUGUUGUCGUCGUCUUGUUCGUCGCAGCUGUCGUCGCUGAGGAGACAGAGGAGCUGAAAGAAGCCGAAUCCUACGUAGCUCCUGCCACCUAUGGACACGGUGCCUACGGUGCUGGAUACGGUGCCAGCGGAUACCUGAAAGCUGCUCACGGUGCUCACGGCUACGGUGCUCUUGGUGCCCACUCCCGCUAUGGAGCCUACGGACACGGUGCCCACGGUCUUCGUGCCAACGCUGCCCAGCGAAACCUGAAUGCCUACGGUGCCCACGGCGGAUACGCUGGACACUACGGAGAUGUCGGUGCCUACGCCCGUAACAAGGGAGCCGGAUACACCAGAGCUUACGCCUACGACAAGCAGGCCGGUUACCACAACCGUGGCGCUGCCCAUGGUGCCUAUGGAGCUCGUUACGGUCUCCACGAUAACUACGGCCACGCCAACCUCGGUGCCUACGGCCGCUACGGACACGGUGCCUACGGUGCCCGUGACCUGUCUGCCGCUCACGGUUACGGUUCCUACGGUCGUCUGGGAGCCGGAUAUGGCACCCACGGAUAUGGCUAUGGAAACCAUGGUUACGGGUAUGCUCCAGCCUAUCAUGGCUAUGGCUACCACUAAAUUCACGUGUUCCUGCAGCAAGCACGAACUGUUGUGGCCAUCCUGUGACUGGGGGAAGAGCUUCUAAACAUUACAUGCCAAGUAAAAGAAAGGAAACUUCUCCCCUUCCUUCUAGAACCUCCAUCUUGACUUUCUUGUCAUCUUGAAUUUUUCUAUCCUCCGUGUCCUUCUCUCUAAACUAUUUGUUGUUACCGUUGAUAACGUUUAUUUAUUGUACAAGUUAUGUAUAAAAUAAAAGA
Limulus polyphemus (Atlantic horseshoe crab) is the source of this 1038-nucleotide messenger RNA. RefSeq names its product glycine-rich cell wall structural protein 1.8-like. The coding region runs from base 176 to 799 and encodes 207 amino acids. The transcript has 3 exons. Lineage: Eukaryota; Metazoa; Arthropoda; Merostomata; Xiphosura; Limulidae. The record is from RefSeq and is a predicted model, not a curated record.